AUGUCACCUGCGGGGCAUCUCGUCGCGACGGGGACAGCCCAGCACGGCACUUCCGUGGGCCACUCGAGACUCCCUCGCGCGUCCUUUCUCGCCGCGUUGCUGCUCGUUUGCCGUGCGCUCGGCCUCCCCUUCUGGACAAAGUUCGUAGAGCCUGUGCGAGGAGACUUACCCGCUCACUGCCUCGUCCGACAUGUUUUAGGAGAAUGGGAGAUCCAAGAGGGACUCUGGCUGCCGUGCAAAGGCGAACUUACGGCAGCGGCGGCCCAGCUGCACGACCCAUACUGCGGAUACGGCGUCCCAGAUAAGAUCGACGCUCACGAUCCCAUGACCCCUCCCAACAUUUCGCCGAGUUUCCAUCUGCUUCGGACCUCGCGGUUCACGCUUCACCCCGAUUUCCGAGUGGACUUUGACGACGGAUCCACAGGGGUUUGGACGCUCGUGUACGACGAGGGACUCCACUUUGAGGUGACAACUCCUCAAAGCCGGCGCUUCUUUGCGUUCUUCAAAUACGAAGUUGCUCCGGAUGGCCGAAACCUAGCGUGGAGCUACUGCCACACGACUCUCGUCGGGUGGUGGGAUCGGGUUCCACAGGGAGACGCGGUUCGUCAGUCUUUGGAGCCGACACCGCCAGCUUACGACGUCCCCGAGCUGGUGGUCCCCGAGACACCCGCUGACCAGCUGCUGCACUCGCUCAAGCGCGGCUGCUGGUGGGGCCGCAAAGUGGGAGAAGAUCUCUCGGUGCCGACGAACGAAGUUCCCAAAGAGCGCCGCACGCCUUUGGAUGUUCCGAUUUGGCCUACUUCGCUUCCCCCGGAUAUCCAGUCGGUCGCUGCGGUAGUGCGGAAAAGCCUGUCAACCGAUGCCCCGUGGGAGCCCGUGGAAGACGACUACAUCGAAAUCCGAGGACGGAAGUUGCGGUCGAUACAGGAAGUCUGGGAGAAUGCAGGGAACCAACCGCUGCUGAUGUCCAGGCAGCAUAUAGAGGGGAGGCGAGCGACAGUCAAAGCCAGUUUGCCCCUCCACGUUCUCUCCGGGGUCCAGCCCUUUGGAAGCCCCGCCGGGUCCGAGCCUCCCUGGCGAACGAUUCGAGAAUUUGACUGGUCAAACGAAGAACAUGUCGCUCUACGGAUAGGAAGGCGGCGCUCGGUGGUGCCGGACGCGCCGAACCAAGGACGCUGCGGCUCGUGCUACGCGAUCUCGACGGGCACCGUGCUCACUUCUCGAUUGUGGAUUCGAUACGCGGCGAACGAUGACGUGUUCGGCAAGAUUAACGUCAGUGCUUUUCAGGGAACCAGCUGCAACGUGUAUAACCAAGGUUGCGGCGGCGGCUACGUUUUUCUGGCGCUGAAAUUCGGCCAAGAGCACGGUUUCCGCACAGAAGAGUGCGUGCAAGAGUACACGAGAGAAGCGCACCACCGCAGCAGUCCCCUCUCGCCCUCCUUGCAGACUUGCCACGACCUCGGCGGCCAGCUCGGCACGUCAGCGUACGGCUGUCGAGCUCCGCCGGCGCGGUCGUCUUUGCCGGAGUCCUGCAGUGUCUCCAUCAAAGUCGCUUCGUGGCAGUACGUUGGAGGCGUUUACGGAGGCUGCUCGGAAGAUGCCAUGCUGCGAACGCUCUGGGAGCACGGGCCGAUGGCUGCGUCCAUCGAGCCGACAGUCGCCUUCACCGUCUACAGGAAGGGCGUUUUCAAGUCGGCGUACAACAGCCUCGUCCAGAAAGGAGAAAAUUGGGUGUGGGAGAAGGUGGACCACGCAGUGGUAGUCGUCGGCUGGGGCUGGGCGCGACACGGAGACAAAUGGUUGCCUUACUGGAAAGUGAGAAACUCGUGGGGAGCGAGGUGGGGAGAGGGCGGCUACGCCAGAGUGAUUCGGGGCGUCAACGAGAUGGCUAUCGAACGCGUUGCGGUGGUAGGGGAAGUUUCCCUUUUCCGGGAUGGCAAACACAUUCCCCCGACGCCAGCUAAGGAGCCCACCACAUCGCAGCUUGCGGCAAAUUCCUCAACAGAGCCGUCAGGAAACCGCGAGUUCUCCGUUGAAACACUCCCUACUCUACGCGGAGUAACGGUGAUGCGCGCCGCCCGGACUCACCAACCCUCUGAAGACGACCGAGAGGCUGGAGAGUCGGAGUCUGAAGCCGCCUCAGAGCAGGCAGGCGCUCCGGAGGAUGCGGAUGAAUCCCGCAUUGACGCGAAGUUUGCAGCGCCACAACCGUCUUUCCUUUCCCAGUCAGUCAAGCGUCACAGGACUUAG
Molecule: messenger RNA, 2250 nt
Organism: Neospora caninum
Lineage: Eukaryota; Apicomplexa; Conoidasida; Eucoccidiorida; Sarcocystidae
Product: putative cathepsin C2 (TgCPC2)
Exons: 10
Coding region: 1-2250 (749 amino acids)
Cellular component (GO): lysosome
Molecular function (GO): cysteine-type endopeptidase activity
Source: RefSeq, a predicted model, not a curated record